AUGAUUCUAUACGCACGUCGCAUGCGUAGUAUAGACACACGCCCCCUGUCUCCUCCUCCAGCUCCUGCAUGCAACAGCAGCAACAGCAGCAGCAGCAGCAGCAGCAGCAGCAGCAGCAGCAGAUGUAGCAGCAGCAGCAGAGCAGCAGCGGCAGAUGUAGGAGCAGCAGCAGCAGCAGCAGAUGUAAAAGCAGCAGCAGCAGCAGAUGUAAAAGCAGCAGCAGCAGCUGAUGUAGCAUCAGCCGCAGAGCAGCAGCAGCAGAGCAGCAGCAGCAGAGGAGCAGCAGCAGCAGCAGCAGCAGCAGAUGUAGCAGCAGCAGCAUAG
This is a messenger RNA of Eimeria mitis, 324 nucleotides long. RefSeq lists its product as uncharacterized. Bases 1 to 324 code for a protein of 107 amino acids. The record is from RefSeq and is a predicted model, not a curated record. The transcript has a single exon. NCBI's taxonomy places the organism in Eukaryota, Apicomplexa, Conoidasida, Eucoccidiorida, Eimeriidae.